UCUUUUUACUGUUUCCUUCAUCCCUUUGGAAUCACAGAAUAAUUCCUCAGCAUAUUUCUUUUUUCCUUCUCUCUCCUCCUUCUAUUACUCUUGAUUUCCCUUCUUUCUUCAGGUUUCUCUAUUUGUAUGGUUCUGCGUUUUAGCACACACCACUAUAUUCUCUUCUAUACCUUGUGGAUCUGUCACUAUGACUUCCUCACUCGAGAAGAUCAUGCAAGGCGAACAGGUCCUCACCAACGAUUUUCAGGACCUUACAAUCAAAGAUCUGAGUGAGAAAGACAGCGAGACAGUGAUUCACGAGGUAGGUAAUGGAAGCCAUGGGGGAAUCUGUGCUAUUUGUCUGGAUGAGAUAGUGCUGCAGGAAACUGCUCUUGUAAAAGGUUGCGAGCACGCAUACUGUGUAACAUGCAUUCUUCGAUGGGCUACGUACCGUGAGAAAGUUACUUGUCCUCAGUGUAAACAUCCAUUCGAGUUUCUCAAUAUUCAUCGCACGCUUGAUGGCAGCAUUCAAGAUUACAUGUUUGAGGAGAGUGUUUGUCUGCUACUCCGUGCCUCAUGGUUCAAACCUUUAUCUGUUGACGAACACGUGGUUCACGAAGAUGCAUACGAGGAACUAGGAGAUUAUUAUCAGUACGAGUAUGAGGACGAGGACCUGGACGAUGAUAUGGAUGGAGCUUAUUAUGGUGGUUCGUCAAGUUUUCGUAUCGGCAACCGCAGAUGGGGAGAUAACGGCUACGUCAGGGCUGGUCGACAAGAAGCUCGGCCAGUUAACCGAGCGAACAUCCAGGAUUCAGGAGCAAGUUCAUCGCGAGAGCCGAAAAAGAAAGAGGUUGGGAAAAGUAGCACAGGCAGAAGGGCAAAGAGAGCACAGAAAAGGGAAGCUGCUGAUAAGGCUGCUGAAGCAAAACAUCAGCAGCAUUUGGUAAGGCUGGGUAGGAAGUGAUUUUAUUUGUUAUGUGAGGUUUACUUUGAACUCUCCUUCCCAGAAGCUAUAUAUUUUGUCAUUAAUUUAUUUUCCUUGUACAUUCUGUGUUGUGUACCAUGAACCAUGUAAUAGAUCUUGGGAAGGUGUUUAGAAUAAUGGUUUGGUGGGGUGGUCGGAUCAUCAGUUCCAUGCUCACUAAAGCACUGAUCAAUUUAGGUUGUAGUUCUUUGUUUUACUUUCAAUCCAUGUCUAAACUGUACAUAAA
Messenger RNA from Vigna angularis (adzuki bean), 1190 nucleotides. RefSeq lists its product as uncharacterized. The coding region runs from base 188 to 943 and encodes 251 amino acids. The record is from RefSeq and is a predicted model, not a curated record. NCBI's taxonomy places the organism in Eukaryota, Viridiplantae, Streptophyta, Magnoliopsida, Fabales, Fabaceae. The transcript has 4 exons.